AUGGAAGAAGUUUGUGAUGCUAUACGAUCUCAAAAAGGUGGAACUAAACUAAAUAUCAAAGGGUACCUAAUGGUUAAGGAGAAAAAUAAAAGAGGUAGAUAUUACUGGUACUGUGAAUAUAGAAAGUCGAAAAAGUGUCCUAGUCACGCAACAAUAUAUUUAAUCAAGAACUUGCAUUAUCUACAAGAUGAUAGUGGUAAACAUAAUCACUUGCAUGAUGCUAGCCAUUAUAUGUUCACUAUUUCUAAUAAUGUUCAACCUUUCAUGCCAUCACAAAAUGUUCUUCAUGAAAUAAUUGUUCGUUCUAGGAAAACUGAACAAUUACCACAAUCGCAAGAUAUUUUAGAUCUUAUUAUUCUGUUCAAUCUUC
Molecule: messenger RNA, 370 nt
Organism: Racocetra persica
Lineage: Eukaryota; Fungi; Glomeromycota; Glomeromycetes; Diversisporales; Gigasporaceae
Source: the annotation of a GenBank genome assembly